Amorphotheca resinae ATCC 22711 is the source of this 414-nucleotide messenger RNA. RefSeq lists its product as hypothetical. Bases 29 to 214 code for a protein of 61 amino acids. The record is from RefSeq and is a predicted model, not a curated record. NCBI's taxonomy places the organism in Eukaryota, Fungi, Ascomycota, Leotiomycetes, Helotiales, Amorphothecaceae. The transcript has a single exon.
UUCAGGACCGAGUCUCGAGCAAUCAACCAUGACUGAGGCCAACCUGCAAAUGAAAUGUUGCAAAUGCUGCAAGACUACCAAGGAUAAUGGGCCUCCAGGCACGUGUAUGUGCAGCACUUGCGGGCACUGGGAAUGCAAUGACUGCAGCUUCACUCCGGUGAAGAAAGUCGUGGUUAAGAAGCAGAACGGCAAGGAUAGCAAGAAAGGCAAAUAGGGGAUGCCCGGGAGGGAUUUAGAACCGCGCAUGGCAAUUCAAAAGAGAGGCUUGACUGUCUUCUGAAUUAUGGGGUUCGUGGCGCUACAGUUUUGGGAGAUUGGAGAUUGGAGAUUGGGAAUAAUCAUAUGAUGAGGCGUUACGGGUGGGGAGUUGGAUUGCUGGAUUAGAACUGGAUCUGACUUCAUAGAGACCAAGCA